Messenger RNA from Trematosphaeria pertusa, 955 nucleotides. RefSeq lists its product as uncharacterized. The transcript has a single exon. Lineage: Eukaryota; Fungi; Ascomycota; Dothideomycetes; Pleosporales; Trematosphaeriaceae. Bases 153 to 713 code for a protein of 186 amino acids. The record is from RefSeq and is a predicted model, not a curated record.
GAGAGUCCUUCGCAGCCGCUCUCGUUUUCCGGCCGGUACAGAAUCCAUUUGGCUCUGGGCUGAACAAGAGGCGUCGCCCAAUUUUCCUGAUUGGCCAACUCGCUUUCGUUUUCGUCAUCAGGGGUCUCGGGCAUGGAGAGACACCGCGGAAAAUGCCUCGUGAAAUCCGCCUUCUCCCGCUUCAUCAGCAGAUUUUGGACUUUGCCUCGGACCCGGGCUCGGCUGGCCAGGGCCUUCAGGACGCAGAGGAGAAUCCCGCACCAGCAAGUAUUGGGGAAAUACUAGGCGCGUCUCUCCAUUAUUGGAAAUUUCCGGCCGGCGUCAAAGAAGCAUCGUUCGGUGCGCGAAAGCCGCAAAACAGCUUAACGCCGUACCUGCGUCCGCCGGUCGAAAGAUGGGUGAGAGAUUACUACUGUGGCAGGCGCCAGGAUCUCAAGCUCCACUUGGAGAUCCCGUUAAUCUUCGAGCUCUGGCGUGUCGUUCAUUGCCUGAUCGGUCUCCGCCAGUUAUCGUGCCCGCUGGGCUGGACGCCAUUCAAGCCCGCCCGCAGCUGGUCUGGAUCGUGCAGAUCCGGCUCCCAGGACGUGCACGGAGAAUUCCUAGCUCGCUCAAGUCUGUGGGAAGACGAAUUCCUAGGAGUCGAGCGCCUAUGGGCGCGUUCUCACAGCUGCUCUGCUGCAAUGGAAAGGGCUUCACCCAAAUAUACCUUUUAGGGAAAGCGGUUCUCUCAUCCAUUCGCUGGGCUGGACGGCGCGCGCGCUUCUCUCUGGACGGACCCCGAAGAUAGCUGCGGGCAUCAGACGAUCCUCCAGGGAGGGUCCCUCAUCACACCGCUAUCAAGAUCCUCUGUUGGAGUACGGAGAUGGGAAACCAUUCGCUGCCGGGAUGCAGCAGAGUGCUGAAUGACCACACAUCUGAGUCGCUUGACCAAUCUCAUCGUCCUUUGUAACCUGAU